Chara braunii is the source of this 3308-nucleotide messenger RNA. The record is from the annotation of a GenBank genome assembly. Lineage: Eukaryota; Viridiplantae; Streptophyta; Charophyceae; Charales; Characeae.
CAGAGAAGCAUUUCACCCGACCUCUAGCUCAUUGCAGAUUUCGUACAGGGGAGAUCCUGUACAGGUUGAUGAUCAGGUGACCAUUGUUGACCCGGUGGCGAGGAGGAUGGCUGAGAGGGUCAUGGAGGAGCAUGGGGAGGAGAUGGAGAGGGAGGAUCUAAGGAGGGCUUGCAAGGUUAGAGCGCCGGCAGGUGGAUUGCUUGGUGUAGGUAGUUCUGGUGGGCGACUGGAUGACAUUGGGGGUUCAAGCGAUGGGGAGGCUGGCGGUCAGGUUUUGGAGGAUGAGAUCAAUCGCUUGCAUGAGGGCUUGAGGGGGGUUCAGACACAACCUCUUCGAGGAGGGGAUGGAGGGGGGAGACGGCACGGGGGAGGGUUGACGGUCAAUGAGCCUGGUGUCGUUGUGCCCCAUAACCGUGUAUUCCUGCAGAUGAAGCUAGACAGUUGGGCUGUGGGUGGCUUGCAGCAGCAGUACGAGAGGUUGUGGGCAAUGGCCCUGUUCAGAGCUAGGGUGCCUUUUUCUUUUGUGCGUCUAGAAAUAACGCAGGAGCUGCACAAGUUUAUUGUUUCACUGAUGCGACCGACAUUGGGGCCAGAGCUUCGUUUGCCUGCAUACAAUGACCUGCGCACACGGCUUCUCGAUCUUGUGUACCACAAGAUGUCGGAAGUCGUGGUGCCUAAGAAGGCAAAGUGGAAGAUCACAGGCUGUACGAUGUUGACGGACGGGGCGACAACGAGGAAGUAUACCCCCAUCAUGAACUUCAUCGCGGCUGGAGAGGAUGGUCGCGUCCUUAUCCAGACAUACGACAUGUCUGAUAGGGAGAAGACGGGAGUUGCACUUGCAUUGCUGUGGGAGGAGGUUCUAAGGGAUAUUGGGUUGGAGCAUGUCAAUGCUAUGUGCACUGACAAUGCUUACGCCAAUAAGGUGGCUGCGCAGUGCUUGCAGGGUCAUCCUGAGACCAUCAUAUCACGCAUCCCGUGGGUCCCUUGUGCUGCGCACUGCUUGUCGCUCUUGUUGCGGGACAUCACGGAGCUAGGUUGGGUGUCCCCUGUCCUGAGGAAUGCACAUACAAUUGUGACGUUCUUCAGGACCCACCAAAAGCCGUUGAAGUAUCAUCGCGAGUUCAAAGGCAAGAAGGGGAUGAAGGACUUGAUCAAACCAUGUGACACACGGUUUGGGUCAGCCUACCAGAUGGUGGAUCGACUUUUGGAUCAGGCACCGAUCCUGGAGCUCGUGGUCAGCAGCACAAAAUGGAAGGGCACUCGGUUUCAUGGGAAAGCUGCAGAGGAUGAGGUGGAUGUUCAACAACUGAUCCUGUCGAGUGUAUUCUGGGCAGGAAUGGAGAGUGUGAAGGAAGUCAUAAAGCCGGCCUAUAACCUCCUCUGCGAUAUGGACCACGACGGCUCGUCACCACCCGAUCUUUGGGGGUUUGAGGACACUCUGAGAGCACAGAUGUAUAAGGCAAAGCUCUCAGAGGAGGACCAGCAGGAGAUUCUGGAGAGAGUUCACUUGCGUUGCGGCAUGAUGCGGCAGCCCGCCCAUGCGCUUGCAUACCUGGUCAACCCUCGACGGCGCGACAUCACUCUCUUGUCUGACAUGAGGCCGCUUGAGGAGCAGGAGGGGAUUGCUGACGAGGUCUACCCUGACAACAUGACCAUUGUGGAGGAGGUGGAAGCUGCCGAGCGCAGACGCCACAAGGAUGGCAGAGAUCGUGGUAGCAGCCGCUUGUUGCGGGGAGAGCGGGAGUAUGAUGAGGUGGCAGUGUGGGAGGAGUUGCAAGAUGAUGUGUGGGCGGGAAAGGAUUUAGGGGACGAGAGAGAAAGCACGAAGGGGAAGGAGAGAGUUGGAGGGGACCCUGUGACUCGGGGCCUUUGGGAGAGGUAUGACACCCUCGACAUGGAUGACGCCUUGGACGGCUACCUGCACGACACAAGACACACCUUCGCCACUGCCAUGGACAUAAGGGCAAGUCAGGGAGAGGAGGAUGUACGUGAAACGAGCAGGGGAGGAGGGGAGAGAGAGAGAGAGGGAGGGGAGUCAGGGGACACAGUAUUUGCACCAACGAGAUUUGAUGGAAAGGCUGGUCCUAGUGCAGGUGUGAGCGGGGAAGACCCUCCCGUGUUUGGCAUGCCACAUUGCGAGUCGGGGCGGUCGUCGCCACAUCAUCAGGGAGAUUCUGUUCGCCAGCCUACGGAGGACACACUUGCAGGAGGGGAGUCGAUGGAAGCAUGCCAGGAUGAUAGAUUGCAUGAGGGCGUGGGCCCCUCCCCCACGACACAUUUGACUACAGUACCGUCCUCCGCACCACCAUCCUCUGCAACACCUUCCCUCGCAGCACAAUCGACAGCACCACCCUCGGCUGCAGCGCAGUCCACCGCAAUGUCAUGCACCCUAGUGCUGUCCUCUGCAGUGCCCUCCUCACAUGGCGUCGAUGGUGUCACCUCGCACGGUGCAACAGCAAGUGUUGACACCUGACCUGCACCCCUUGGUACCAGCCGUCAAGCAGUACCUGCUAUUGGUACGGGUGCAUUUUGUCCACCUCAUUCGGGACUAGUGACUUCAGCCGGUGUUCCUCCACUUCCUGCCCGAGUGUCUUCCGCGAUUGUCGACAACACGGCAACUAGGGGUGCAAAGAAGAGGAAGACACCUGAUGCUCGUGGGGGACGUGAAGUUGCACAUGUGAGAGGGAGCACAGGCAGACCACGCGGGCGUCCUCCGGGGAACCGUGACAGGGGUAGAGGUAGACGGGAUGUGGCAGAGGCUGUGGGGAGGUUGCUGGGCGAGGUGGGCGUCGUCGGAGGCGGUGCACCGACACCCAUCUCCGUAGAUGGAUUCAGGACUCGUUCCCAGGCAGGGCAGAAGAAGAGGCCUCAAGUUCAUGAUCCGCGAGUUUUGGACGAUGAUGACAACAUCGACGAGGCAUCUAGCAGCGAGUACGAGGCCCCGGACCAUUGUUCUGAUGAUGACGAAGACGACGACGAUGACGGGCCUGAGGAGGGUGGAGUCGAAGACAAUGAUGAUAGCCCGCAGUACAGUGUGAAGAUGAGAACCUCGUGCAGUUAGCAAUAUUGAGCAUGCUAAGUACAACUGCUACACCAUUGCUGCCAUUGCAGGCCCAAUGUAGGGAAAAGUUCAAAGUGCUCGCAAUUGGGUCUUCUAAAUUUGUAGAGGGAGGGGACAUGAUGCGCAAACACCUCAGGCCCCCAAAAAAAAAUAAAAAAAUAAACUCCAGCCCCAAAAAAUCCUUUAUCCGGAUUUCCGAAUAAAGUAUCUGCCGGGUAAAUCGGUCGAAUGAACCGGCCGGUUGCCU